Molecule: messenger RNA, 3875 nt
Organism: Phyllotreta striolata
Lineage: Eukaryota; Metazoa; Arthropoda; Insecta; Coleoptera; Chrysomelidae
Source: the annotation of a GenBank genome assembly
GCUCUGUCGUGUAUAUAACCGCACGUUUGCGGUCGGCGAACGCAUUGUAACCGCUGCCAUCGCGCUGAUAAAACACGAUAAGAUCGCGUUUGGUCCAACAGGUAUUAGCGCGUAUUAGAUUAAUUAUUCUCCUACCUUUCGCCGGAAUUAUUAAACUCUUAUCGACUGUAUAUGUAUUCGCGAUUUCCCGGCACGAUUUCCAGCCUCUUCGUUAAUUAAUCAAAGUCAGGAGCGAUUCCGUCUGGCCGGCGAGAGGGAACUUUUUCACGACUCGCCUGAUAUCCGCACACUUUUAAUUCGAUUAUCUGCGGCGCCUUUUUUUUGAGUAUUAUGCGCGAGGAGGAUUUAAUGCGAUUUUGUGUUAUGUGUUGAAUGCAACAAGUAAAACCCCAUCGUACUAGCACUGCUAUUCUGCCGCAGGAAUAUGUUUUAGAUGUUCUCUCGAAAUGGAUUAUGUUAGCACUGUUUGCUGCAUUUUGGCCUUCCUGCUUUAUUACAACACUUUAGACGCGGGAUUCGUGUAUGAUGAUCGGCGGGCGAUAUUGAGCAAUCCAGACUUGUUAUCGAAGACGCCGUGGAGUCGCCUUCUGGAGAACGACUUCUGGGGCACGCCGUUAAGCGACAGCGGAUCCCACGGAUCGUAUCGCCCCCUAUGCGUCCUGACAUUCCGGCUUAAUUACGUCCUGGGGGGCUUCCAGCCGUGGGGCUACCACCUGGUGAACGUCCUGCUUCAUUGCCUGGCCACGGCUUUGCUCAUCCGCAUAGCGAGACUGAUAUUGCCAAAGACGAAAUCUAAAGUCGGAUCGCUCGUGACUGGCUUGGUAUUCGCCACGCACCCGGUGCACACGGAGGCCGUAGCCGGGGUGGUGGGAAGGGCCGAUUUGGCGGCAUGUAAUUUCUAUUUCCUCUCCCUGCUGGCCUACAUAUCUCACGUGAAAUGCCGCGACACCACGUACUGUCACCGGUUUUGCAAGAACAACUCGCUGACCAAACCGGACUCGAAGCAGUACCAAAAAAUCGUGUACGCUUUGCAGAAGAACGUGACGAGUUGCAACUGGCCUAAGAGGAACUUCAAGGACCUGGAAAACAAUGAAAUUACAACCGCGGUGGGCGUCAUCUUCAACAGCAAGGGUACUUUUAGUUCGUGUUGUCGGACGAAUAAUUUAAAGUUGUGGUUGUACCUGGUUUUGAGUUUGUUGUUGGCUCUGGCCGCCAUGCUGAGCAAGGAGACUGGAAUUACCGUGCUGGGAAUAUGCUUCAUCUACGAUCUAAUAUACUGCAUGUCCAGUAAUAAGAAACAGACUCGGAGCUUAUUGAUUCUCGCUUCGGCCCUGUCAAUCAUACUGGCUGUCAGACUGCAAGCACGUACGCCGCAUUUUUCCAGCGCGGAUAAUCCGACGGCGAAGGAGCCGGAGUUUCUAACGAGAUUUUUCACUUUCUCCUAUUUACCUGCGUUUAACUUUUGGCUGUUGAUUUAUCCCAAUAAUCUGAGCUUCGAUUGGGGCAUGGACGCCAUACCGAGGAUAACGACGCUCAACGACUACAGGAUAAUCGUCACGUUCGCGUUUUACUAUUGUUUAGCGUGCGUACUGAAGAGGAACGUUAGGAAAAUCGUCGGCAUCCAAAGCGAACAGUUCAAUUGCAAAUCGGACGAUAACUGUACUGUGUGUCACAUGAAUUGCUCAGAAAUCCAUUCGGUCUCUUGCAGGAAUACGAAUAACAACAACACGACGAGUUUCUUCUCGUCCUCCUGCGUUUGUUUGAACAUUUGCAGACCGUUGGUCGUGUUGAGGCAUCACGAGAAGAAACGCUGCCACACAAACGCCACUAUUUUAUUGUCGUUCGCGUUCCUAGCUCUUCCAUUUCUUCCCGCUACUAAUAUAUUGUUCUACGUGGGUUUCGUGGUAGCCGAAAGAGUCUUGUAUCUUCCCAGUGCUGGUUUGUGUCUUCUGUUGGGCCUCGCCAGCGGCACCCUGUGGGACAGUUAUAAGAGACAAAGACCGGUGUUUCUGUGCGCGUUUGUGAUGGUACUGGCGGCUUUCAGUGCCAAAACUGUAUUUAGGAAUAAAGAUUGGAAGAGCGAAGAAGCCUUGUACAGGUCUGCGGUGCCUAUUAAUCCACCCAAAGCGUAUGGAAACCUGGGUAGCGUUCUGAACAGUCAGGGGCGGAUGGACGAGGCCGAAAUAGCGUUCAGAAAGGCCCUGCAACACCGACCCAACAUGGCGGACGUCCACUACAAUCUUGGGAUCCUGCUGCAGGGCAAAAACAAGUUGGAUGAGGCAAUUUUGAGCUACCAGCGGGCAAUUCAUUUCAGACCGUCGUUAGCUCUGGCUUAUGUGAAUUUGGGAACAGCUUUAAUAUCUGCUGGUAGAUGCCAGGAGGCGGUAUCGAUCCUUCGGCAGGGUUCUCGGCUUGACGGUACCGGACUUAAGGAUCGGAAAGAGCACGAAACCGCCAAAAUAUCAGCCCUUCUUCAACUAGGCGCCCUCUAUUCGGAUCAAGGGAGACUCCAACGGGCGCUCGCAGCUUACAGGGAAGCUGCGUAUUCCUUACCGAAUCAUUAUCCUCCACAGAGCGUGUUCAACGUGUUGGGGGAGACCUUGGCGAGACUGGAGCAAGACGAGGAGGCAGAGAGAUGGUACAGAGCUGCUCUACACGCUCAACCCGACCACGUUCCAGCCCACAUCACCUACGGGAAGCUGCUCGCUAAAAACAUAAGCAGAGUCGCCGAGGCCGAACAGUGGUUUCGGAAAGCUCAGCGUAUUGCUCCUCGAGAUCCAAGCGUAUUCCAUCAUUAUGGGGAAUUCCUGGCGUCGCGGCACCGCUACAAAGAGGCGGCGAACAUGUACGAGAAGGCGGCCGAUCUCCGGCCGGAGGACUACGAGCUGGCGGUGGCGGCGGCGACGGCGAUGCGGCAGGCCGUCCGCUAUCAGGACGCCGAGAGGUGGUACAGGAAGGCGGUUUCCAUCAAACCGACGGACGCCAGAAGUCACACCAACCUCGGCGCCAUUUUGCACCUUAACGGCAAAUACCGUGAAGCUGCGGAUUCCUAUCGAGAAGCCUUGAGGCUCCAACCUAACGACGUGACCACGUUAGCUAAUCUCCACAAAUUGCACAGCGUCAUGACCUGACACUAAUUAAGGUUAUCGAUUUUUUAAUAACUCGGAAGUUGGCCCAGUCAGUCCACAAUAUUAGAUUUUCUAUUGUAAUUACAUCGGGGAGGGACGAAAUUUAUACCUAAAAUACACUUAUUAAUUACGAGGGGAAACGAACAACAAGAUUAAUUACCUCUAAAAGCUCAUUUUAAUUUGCGUUUCGUUAUAUUCCAAAAAAUGGGAGAGCGAAUUAUUUUCGCAUUAAAAAGUUUUGUUGUACUCAUUUCUAGAUUGACUGGGCUAUAUAACUUUUAUGAGACUAACAAUCUAAACAAUGUAAAAUGUAAUUAGGGGGGUUUUUUAAGCCGAUUAUCAUAAAGAUGGUGUGCCUUGAAAUGGCUUAAAGUGGAAUUUUGUUCACAAAAGGGGAAUGAUUUAAAAAUAACAUUUCCUUUGGGUAAUGAAACAUUGGACAAUGAGGAUUUUUCCUGGAGUAUUCUUGUCUUUUAAUCAAAAAGUACUUACAGUGAAAAAGCACCUAAAAAUACAGAAUGGGAAAAUUGAAAAAUCAAAAUUGAGCUUAAAUUUCAAAUUAUAAAAUUUUUUGUGUUACCUCGGAAAAUAAAUCCAAUCAUCAUAAGAAUAUUUAUAUUAACAUUGAAACAAUAUACAAAAAAAUCCAUUUUUAACUUUAUGUGAACAAAUUUCUACCAAAAUGAUUUACCUGUGCAUUAGACGGGAAGAUACAUUUAUGGAUUACAAUCAAAUACCUAUAUUCGC